CCUGUCGUCACCAGUCAGUCAGUCAGUCUCAUUCCAUUAAUCCAAACAGUUAUGCAGCAGUGUAUUGUACAUUUCGUGGCUCUGUUGGCCAUUUUGGCCUCUGCUAUGGCCCUACCGACGAACAGUGCCAAUCGAGAAUCCGACCAAAUUGAAGCAUCGAUCGAAGUGGUUAAGAAUGUUGCCGUGUUCCAAGCUGGAAGCCCGGAACUACGCAAUCAACUUCCAGGAGAAUCCAAGAAAGUAGGUCAACAGCUGAUCUACAGUCUUGGGCAACGCGUUGCAGGUGAUCGCUUGGUGUCCACGAAGGCGGAUAACAAAUCGUGGCCAUCCGUGCAGGACGUAACGCUCAGUCUGUCCUAUCCGCAGUCGGGCGUCGGAGCGGUCGUGACCUACGUGCAGGUGAUUGUGAUGCAGACCACCAAUCUCGGCAAAGGGUACGUUGUGGCCGGUGGAAUCGGUCAGCGGUUCAUCCACAUGGUGAUCGAAGCCUACAGCACCAAUUUCUUCAACUACAGUGUUCAAAUCUAUGGAAUUUGAAGCAAACUCUUUUUCAUCAGUUGCAUUUUUAAACGAUUAAAUAUUCAAGAAACAUAAGAAAUCC
Messenger RNA from Ochlerotatus camptorhynchus, 601 nucleotides. RefSeq lists its product as uncharacterized. Bases 52 to 537 code for a protein of 161 amino acids. The record is from RefSeq and is a predicted model, not a curated record. Lineage: Eukaryota; Metazoa; Arthropoda; Insecta; Diptera; Culicidae. The transcript has 2 exons.